Messenger RNA from Yamadazyma tenuis ATCC 10573, 5862 nucleotides. The record is from RefSeq and is a predicted model, not a curated record. NCBI's taxonomy places the organism in Eukaryota, Fungi, Ascomycota, Pichiomycetes, Serinales, Debaryomycetaceae.
AUGAUCCCAAGUACUGGAACGUAUUCGUUUCAAACAAAACAUAUAUCACUCCUGAUCCCCCGUGACUCACACUUUCUAUCCAUUAAGAACCAUAAAGUGUUCAAAAUGAAGGAAGAAUCCCUUUUAACGUUUAAUUUGGAAGAACACCAGGAGGAAGUGUUGUAUCUUCGCCAGGAGCUUUUGCUACUUCAAAACGCCAAUUCGAAGUCCAAUUACACCAUUCAAACAGAGUCACCACUGGUUAAGUUCUCAAUAAACCUUAAGGACAAAACUCUAGAGGCAGAGAUUUGCUAUAAAGUGUUUUAUGGUCCCUAUGUUAAUGAAUUGGUUCCGUUGAAUGUGUCGUUAAAAAUAUCACGCUACUUGAACUGGAAUGUGAAACCACUUUCAUCUGCAGAUACAUCUACUUUCCCAGAUCCUCUGACUCCAGUGACAGCACAUCUUUUCUAUGAUUCCAUGUCUGAACAUGCAAAAACCCUUCCAGACAUUGCAUCACAGUUUGAGCUUCCAGAGCUAGAGACCAACUUACUUCGGUUUCAGUGCCGGACUGUUAACUGGAUGCUCACAAAGGAGUCGGUGCAGUAUAACUGGAGUAGUAAUCGGUGUGAAAACAAGCAUCUCAUAUCUUAUGAAUUGACUGAGAAAAUCCAGAGUUUCUUUGAUCACCCAGAUGGGGCUUCUCCGGAAGAAAUGGAACUGAUUGAUACUGAAGUAGGCCAAGCUUUGGGAGGUCUCUGUUUUGGAUGGGCAAGUGUUAUGUUUCGUGAAGAAAAUUUCUGGUAUAACAAGUACACCAGUAAUUUGGUGGACCGUGUUUCCAUGUACAGAUUCAUUUUGAACUAUCACAGCAGCAACGACACACCAAUUAUUCUCCCAGCACAAGGAUUGCUUGCUGAAGAAAUGGGACUAGGAAAAACUGUUGAGGUCACAGCAUUGUCAUUACUCAAUCCAAGACCCACGGACCAGAUUGAUGAUACCAUUCAUAUUCAGUUGACAAAUUUUGGUGACCAUAAGCCUGUUUUGCAAUCCAAAACAACACUUAUAAUUGCCCCUGACUCUAUUUUAAAACAAUGGGUAGAAGAGAUUUUGAGACUAGCACCAUCAUUGGCUGUUACUAUUUACAAAGGCUUGAACAAAUACCCAAAGUUGAAUAAUAAUCCGAGGUUGAUUGCAGAUUACUUGAAGAUGUUUGACAUUGUGUUCACUACUUAUUCGACUAUUUCCAAAGAGUUGGAUUAUGCAUUAUAUUCAUCUAGGAACAAGAAUACAAGAGCUUCUAGUAGAAAGAGAUCUUCCAGAACCCAUGAAGCUGAUUCCAGUAAUGAAGACGUUAGUGAAACUGAAGAAGUACAGGACCCGAAGCAGGAAGCGGGGGUUUAUGAUCAAGAUGCAUUAUUAAAGGAUUACCGAUCAUUAUUUCAGCUUUCUAUGCUGAGCAAGAAGCCCAAGAUUGCGAACAUGAAGACUGACGAGGAUCAAGCCCAAACUGACUACGAAAAGAUUUUGGAAGACGAGAUUCAAUUGGCGUUGAAGCAUAAUAAGCUUCCUGACCUUUAUCGUAAUUCCAGCUAUGAAUCUCCUUUGAUGUUACUUCAGUUCUGGCGAGUAGUUCUUGACGAAGUGCAGAUGGUUUCCUCUAAAAUCUCAAGACCAUUCCAGUGUGCUUCUUUAAUCCCAAGGUUUCAUUCAUGGGCAGUCUCAGGUACUCCCAUCAAGAAGAACUUGAACGAUCUACACUCUGUAUUGGCGUUUUUAAGGUAUAUGCCAUUUUGUGGAAAGAUUGGCAAGUCAUCUUGGGAUCUUUUGACAAACAUUGAGGUCAACACAAACGAGGAUUUUAUCUACUUAUGGAAAUCCAUAGGUUUGAGACAUACUAAAGCUAUGGUGCAUGAUGAUAUCAAACUACCUCCUCAAAAUAGAGUGCUUAUGUCUAUUCCAUUCAAUGUGGUCGAACAAGAAAACUACAACCAAGUACUUGAACAAUGUCUUGCGAGCAUUUGUUUAGACGUUAACGGUACUCCAGUUAUGGACUCUUGGGAGCCUACUCCCACUAUUGUUUCUUAUAUGAAAAGCUGGUUAGUGAGGCUCAGACAAAUAUGCUGUAACCCUCAGGUGGGUCAGUUGAAUCUAAACACUAGAAGGUACAGAACAAGAUACUAUUUGUACAAUAACAACUCUAACUCCAAAUUUGUGCAGACCGUCCAAGUUCUCAAAACUUUGGAAAACGUCUUGGAUGAUAUGUUGGAGUCAGCUGCAGCCGAGAUUAUAAAGACGGAGAGAAAUUUGAUGGGUGCUUACACUGAUCUUGCGUUUUUGUGUGAACUCACGUUACACCCAAAAGCUGCAAGAAGGUAUUUCAACUUUGUUUGCCUUAGCACACAAGGAAUUCUCGCUAGAACGAAGGUGAUGCUAGUCAAAGCUAAGGAACGAAGAAAUCAAUUAACGAAAGUGGCCGAUGCCGUCACUAAUGUGGAUGAUGAAGAUGUGUAUGAAGAUGAAAAUGUGAUCCCUCCAGAGCUGUUGGAUUUGACUGAUCACGAAGUUAGAGAGUAUGAGAAGGUCAAUGAGCUCAUCAAAACCUACACUUCGAGACUCAGGCUGUGGUCUUUAACGUUACAUAAGUGCUAUUUUCUCUUGGCAUCGUCCUACUUCCAAGACUAUGAUCCUGAGUAUAUACAGAAGAUUGAAAAGCAGCAAAACCCGGUGUACCUGUCUUAUAUUAAUAAUCCAUUAUUAGAGGACCGUUUUUCUUAUGAUUCCCAGGAUCUUGCAACUUUGUUAACUGGAUCUCACCUAGAGUUUCCUCUUAUUACUGAAGAAUCGAUUUUGGACUCAUACACGGAACCAGAAUCGAGCGAAGAAAGUACAGAAGUUUCCAAGUUGAAAUAUUUAGAACAGCAUUAUUACAACUUGGCUGAACAUACUAGACAGCUGCUUUUGAAAGGUUCUACCAAUAACGUCAAGAAAGCGGUAAAUUCUAGGAUCUUGAGCAGGGAAUACUUUGCUCGAAGCACCGACAACUUUGUUGAUGAUGGUUCUUUACUUGUUCCAAAGACCACAAAGAAGUUUUUCAAGCAGCUCCCUCUCAUAAAAGUUGCUGACCUUGCCCAGCAAGUAAUAGGAAUGAAAGUGUCACUUUACUUCAACAGAGUUCAAGCACUUGUGGAUCAAUUGAAUUCUCAGGCCAAAGUGAUAAAUGAUUGGAUGAACGAAUUAAUUAAAAUUCUUUGUUCUCCUUUGUUAACACUUGAUCAGGAUCCCAAUGGUCAAGAGUAUGAGAAAACAAUUGAAGAUCAGGACAAAGCCUCUUGUUAUUUGCAUUUGUUGACCAGAGUAUUGGCUGAUAGAUCUUCAGCUAUUGAAGGAAAGGAGAUAACUACACGGAUUGUCAGUAAUGCCAAACAGCAAGAGCAGAGAGACUUCGAUGUAGAAUUGGAGAGAGUUAACGACAAAGAGUUUUUGAACUUCUUAGAAGCUCAAAGAUUGGAAGCCAAACCCGUAUCCAAAUUUUCAUUCAACGACUUGGUUCGUGAAAUCAAAGAUAUCCAAUCUCAGAUCAAUGAUGAGAAGAGUAUUGGCUCUCAAAGUGCAUCUUUGGAGUUACAGCUACUUGAUGCGGCGGCUCUGAGUAUUAGACAGAUUUUUGAUAAUCAGAAGCUAUCUAGUGUGCUACUUCUCAGAGAGUUGUCUACCAAUUGUAACUUUGUUUUCAAUGCCAGAAUCGACUAUUUCAAACAGUUGCAACAAAUAUCAGAUAGUGUAAGGAUGCCUGAGUAUUUCCAAACUGAUCCCGAGCAAACUUACAAUCCAGCAAUUGAGUACGGAUUCCGUCGUUGCUUUGAGAGUUUGAAAACUAUUCCCAUUGCUAUGGGGAAGUUGGUUACAAAAUUCAAGUAUUUACAGAGUUUGAGUAGUCCCGAGCAGUCGUCUACUGAUAUUGAUGACAAUCUCAUGUGCAUUAUUUGCCGUACCACUAUUACUAUUGGAUCAUUGACGCCUUGUGGGCACAAAUAUUGUAAGGAUUGCUUGGAACAGUGGUUAAGCAAUCAUAGAAGUUGUCCCGUUUGUAAGAGUAUUAUAACCACAUCCUCCAUCUACAACUUCACUCACUAUAUUCCUGACUUAAAGGCCAACCGAGUUGAAGCCUCAAACACAUUGGAAAAGGACAAGAAUUUGUAUUCCAUCUACAAACAUAUGGACGAUAUGGUUGUCAAUGAUAUCCAAAAAAUUAAACUCAAACAUUCGUAUUCAUCCAAAGUAGAUAUGAUUGUGAAGCAGGUUCUCUAUUUGAAGCAACAGGACCCAAGUGUACAAAUCGUUGUUUUCAGUCAGUGGCAGGACUUGCUUUAUAUUCUUGCAACUGCCUUCAAACACGCGGAAAUCUCAUAUCUCGCUUCGUAUGGAACCUUAACCGCGGAGGUUGGUGCUGGAAGACCAAGAUCUAAGUAUGAUAGUGUGGAGCGGUUCAAGGAUCCCUCCAAUGACAUCACAUGUUUCUUGUUGAAUGCUAAAGCACAAGCCAGUGGUUUGAACUUGAUCAACGCAACCCAUAUAUUUCUUUGUGAACCAUUGGUAAACACUUCUUUAGAAUUGCAAGCCAUCUCUAGAAUUCAUAGGAUUGGCCAGACUAAGGUUACAACUGUGUGGAUGUUUGCUAUUGAGAAUUCAGUGGAAGAGAGCAUUGUGGUGUUGUCCACAAAUAAACGGCUCAACUAUAUCCAAACUCUAUUGGAAAACACCAGUGGUGUGCCUACUAAGGAGAGCACGCCGGCAGUCAAUUCCAAUCCUCGUGAACCUUCAACCAGAAUAUCCCAGGCAAAAGAUUUGUCGAAGGCUGAAUCUAUGACACUAAUGAAAAGUGGAGGAAUUGACACAUUGGUGAAUAGAGGUCAAGGAGAAGGGGAAACUGUUUCCAACGACGACUUGUGGGAUGCCUUCUUCUGUGCCACAUCCUCGAAAGAAAUGAGUCGAACUAUGAACUUGGAUACUAUGACCAAGAUCAACUAACAUAUGGUAUAUUACCUAUUACAAACAAUAUCACGUACAAAACAUUCUUCGAAACAUAUAUAGUUGACUCAAAUAGCCAAAAACGAUCUAUCAUCAUAGGCAGUGUAGAAUCUUCCUUCCUCAACAAGCUUGGUACAAAUCACAAAGGCUUCGUCCGCAGUUAUGUUCAACUUCUGAGCAAUCAAUUGAAGUGGAACACCUUCAGGCAUACUAGCAGCAUUCAGACUCACAGUGCUAAACACCUGUUCUUCCUGCAGUCCCGCCGAAUGUGAAACGUCGUCGUUGCCCACAAACAAAGCAUUCUCACUCUUCUUAGUGAUUCCUUGAGACGUGAUAUGAACACUAAUAGCCGACAAGUUGUGAUAGAGCACUUGGUUAUGGUCAGUGACCUCGGUGAUAUUGGCGUUUUGAACUGCCUUCUUCAGACUGAAUUCCUUCAACGAUCCAGUCACAUACACGUAUUUAUCCUUCAUAUCCGCGUACUUGGUAGAUUCUUCAGAUACACUGGAGGUAUUAUCAUCAAUCCAUUUUCUCACCUCCAAAGCACCAGUUCCAUCUUCAAUCGUCAAUGUGGUGGCCGAGUUCCCAUUAUCCACCUUACGAAGAACACCAACAAAUGACACCAUAUUCAAGUUAACUCCAUUGAUUUGGAAAUCAGCAUCUGGGAGAGGUUGCGAAGAGUCGUUGAUCUGUUUGAUGGUCACAGGAGUCAAAGAAGAUCUCGUUCCUUGUCUUUGAGAAGAUUGUUGAUCUUGUUGAAACGAGGUUUCACCUUGAUCGAAACCUCCAUCUCCGUAAGCACCGUAUGAGCCGUAGUCUGCCAUAGUUUAUUUAAAGCGACGCGUAUGAAAUAUC